Messenger RNA from Fukomys damarensis (Damara mole-rat), 1255 nucleotides. RefSeq names its product dickkopf WNT signaling pathway inhibitor 4 (gene Dkk4). Gene Ontology annotation, molecular function: receptor antagonist activity; co-receptor binding. The record is from RefSeq and is a predicted model, not a curated record. NCBI's taxonomy places the organism in Eukaryota, Metazoa, Chordata, Mammalia, Rodentia, Bathyergidae. Gene Ontology annotation, cellular component: extracellular region. The coding region runs from base 1 to 1089 and encodes 362 amino acids. Gene Ontology annotation, biological process: multicellular organism development; negative regulation of canonical Wnt signaling pathway. The transcript has 6 exons.
AUGGGGACAGGGCACAGAACACUGUGUGCGACAGACCCCAAGAUCCGGAGAAACAGAGGCCUUUCCCAGGCCACAGUCAGUGAGAGCGGCCGGCCGCAGUCUCUCUGCUCUGGGCACUCUGUCUGGCUCAACGCCGUGGAGAGUGGCUCCCUUUACCUCCCGACCCCAGGUGGGUCUUCCAUGCUCAACCACACUGUUCAGUUCAGCUCGGCAUUUCGGCAGGCUCAUCACAGUACGGGGGAGUCUCAAGUCGGUCCCCAGCUCCAUACCGUUCCCUGUAUGCAUCGCUGGCGCGCGGUUUCCCGCCCGCCUGAGAGCAGGUGCGCCGCUCUCACAACCCGAGGCAGAGCUGGUCGGCAGCGUCUUCCGCCUCUCGCCUUCGCAGUCUCAAGAGGCUCGGCGGCGUUAGUUUCUGGCCUCUUCCACCGCGUACGGCCGACAAGACUCAUGACUUCCCUGAGCGCAGUUAGCGUGAGGACGGAUCUCAGCGCCCUCGGAUUAGCGAGGUCGGAAGCGCAGGGUUCCCCGUGCGCGUCGGACCAGGACUGCAGCACCCGGAGAUUCUGCCUGGCACCUCGCGAGGAGCAGCCGUUCUGCGCGGUGUGUCGCGGGCUGCGGAGGCGGUGCCAGCGCAGCGCCAUGUGCUGCCCCGGGACGCUGUGCAUGAAUGAUAUUUGCACUACCAUGGAAGAUGCGAUUCCGGUGCUGGAGAGCAGGACUGAUGACCCAGAUGGCCUGGAUGCCACAGGAGCAACUGAGCAACCAGUUGAGAACAAAGCCAAAGGGAAGCCAAAUAUCAAGAAAUCACAAGGCAGUAAGGGACAAGAAGGAGAAAGCUGUCUUAGAACUUCUGACUGCGGCUCUGGACUUUGCUGUGCUCGUCAUUUCUGGACUAAGAUCUGUAAACCAGUCCUAGUGGAGGGACAGGUCUGUUCCAGGAGAGGCCACAAAGACACUGCACAAGCCCCGGAAAUCUUCCAGCGCUGCGACUGUGGCCCUGGGCUGUCGUGUCAAAGUCAGGGCAGUCAGCAGCACGCACGGUUAAGAGUGUGCCAAAAAGUAGAAAAAGCGGUAAACAUUUCAGCAUAAGGAGGAAUCCUCAUUGUAUUCAGGCAGAAUCUCAACACUAACUUCAAAGUACUUCCGUACAAACAUCUCUUAAAAUCAAAUCUAGCAAAAGCAACAGACUGAAACUAGAAAAUUAUGAGAUGCUGCACUUAGGGGAAUGGAAAUUAGAGUUGGUUUUUUGCCCAUU